AUUUAAGGUCAUUGUAGUAGCGUGAGGUAUUUGAAGCUGUGCGAAUGUACUUUUUUAUAAACGACUAACUUUUUAAAUAUAUAAAGUGUUAUUAAAUAAGAUUUUUGACAUACAUGAUAUAUUUACUGUGCAGUUAUGAAAAGUGUAAUAGCUUUCUGUGUAUUGUGUACAAUUGCGAUUGAAGUAAAUUCACAAUCAUUCUUCAAUAAUUAUGGCCAACAAAACAGAGGCUUAAAUUUUUCACAGAGACAAAAUAAUCGUAACACUGGAAUUUAUUUUCGCAAUUCCGAUAAGGAUCUAAGCAGUUAUGACAAAUAUAUUAAUGAUAAACUCAAUCAAAAUAGGGAAGAAGCUUUAGCGAACAAUAACAGGAUAACCAACGAUAAUAUUAAUCAGAUAAGUGUUGUCCAAUCGAUACAACCUAAUUCUGAUGAAUCUCCAAUCACCACAAAACCCGUUAGAUUUGUUGGCGUAGGAAAAACAGACGUAGAGUAUCUUAAUAAUGUUACAUACGCAAUAACGAAUUUCGGCGUUAAUCUUAUGAAGAGCGUAAAUGAUUUGCAAACUGGUAAUAUUAUAGUUUCGCCGACGUCAAUAGCUACCGUACUGGCUCUUUUACAACAAGGAGUAGUUGGUGAGGCUCAAGAUGAAAUCACGAGAUCAUUGCAAAUGACUCCUGAAGUCGUAGCGCCGACUUACCAAAGACUUACCUAUGAUAUGAAAAAACGUAACUCACGGAAUAUUUUAACUGUGUCUAAUAAUGUAUACAUUGGAGAUGGUUUUGAAAUAAAUCCCGAGUUCAAAGAGACUGCCAUAAUCAAUUUUGGGAGUGAAGUAACUGUCACAGAUUUUUCGAAGCCUAUAGAUGCAGUGAAACAAAUUAAUAAAUGGAUCUCCAUUCAAACACAUAAUAAAAUUAAUCAACUCUUGCCGUAUCAUGCUGUAAAUCCUAGCACCCAAUUGGUGAUUGUAAAUGCUGUAUACUUCAAAGGUCUGUGGGAAACUAAAUUCAAAAAAGAAGCUACGAAGACAUUAAUAUUCCAUCUAAAGAAUGGAGAAGCUAGAUCGGCUCAAUUCAUGCGUAUUCGUCACUCAUUUAAAUAUGGAAUCGAUGAGGAAACUAAAUCUUACGUCGCUAUACUGCCUUUUGAGCGUCAUCAAUACUCACUGAUAUUGAUUUUACCGCAUCAAUUAUCGAAUGCAGACAAGACAUUAAACUCAUUAACGAAUAUCAAAUUAAUGGGCUAUCACAAGUUCGAAGAAACUGAAAUACAAUUGGAAUUACCAAAAUUCACAAUCAGAUCAGAUACUGAGAUGAUAUCAGUACUGAAAAGGAUGAAUGUUUCAAGAAUAUUUGACCGCAGAACAGAUCUUACAAGAAUUGGCACUUAUCGAACCUAUGCACCUGAAAUAUCUCAAGCGGUUCAUACAGGAUUCCUGUCAGUGGAUGAGCAAGGGUUAUCUGCUGCAGGUGCCGCUGGUUUUGCAGCAGUCGCUCUAUCUUACGAAGAUCCUCCAGCAAUCUUCCAGGCAAAUAGACCCUUCCUUGCUGUAUUGUGGGAUACGCAAUUUGCUAUACCACUAUUUAUAGCGAAGAUUGAAGAUCCAACACAGUGAUUAUUUGUGGAUAUAAAUCCUUUUGUUAAGAUUGAUAUUGUAAAAAAUUUAACAAUACACCUACAAUUGCUAAAAAUUGCAGCAGUUCUGUAUGUUAUAGGAGAAAAUGUAUUAAUUAAGACACGUUUUUAGAUUCGAUAAUAUAAAUCGACGUUCAUAUGUGACCUAAUUUUAAGAGCGAAACGCUCCACAAUAAACUUAAAAAAAUAAAUAAACAGGAUUGCUCUUA
Messenger RNA from Melitaea cinxia (Glanville fritillary), 1846 nucleotides. RefSeq names its product leukocyte elastase inhibitor-like (gene serpin-12). The record is from RefSeq and is a predicted model, not a curated record. The coding region runs from base 136 to 1617 and encodes 493 amino acids. Gene Ontology annotation, biological process: negative regulation of endopeptidase activity. The transcript is spliced from 7 exons. NCBI's taxonomy places the organism in Eukaryota, Metazoa, Arthropoda, Insecta, Lepidoptera, Nymphalidae. Gene Ontology annotation, molecular function: serine-type endopeptidase inhibitor activity.